This is a messenger RNA of Paramecium tetraurelia, 1557 nucleotides long. RefSeq lists its product as uncharacterized. NCBI's taxonomy places the organism in Eukaryota, Ciliophora, Oligohymenophorea, Peniculida, Parameciidae. The transcript is spliced from 7 exons. Gene Ontology annotation, molecular function: ATP binding; protein serine/threonine kinase activity. The record is from RefSeq and is a predicted model, not a curated record. Gene Ontology annotation, biological process: intracellular signal transduction; peptidyl-serine phosphorylation.
AUGCAUUUGAACAUUCUAGGGUCUAGGAAACCCAGUUAGGUUAACAGUCCAACCUCUUUAAAGAAGCCCGCGAUAUCUUAACUUCUCAUUAAUUUCAGACAGCCUAUCAAUGUUCCUAACAGUUCAUAAGUAUCGCCGCAGAAUUCUGAACAAAAUCUGCAAAAAGCAUUACAUUCUCAUAAAGGAUCUCAGAUUGAUGUUGCAAAUCUAACUAAAUUGAUUAGACAGAGCAAAUCACCAAAUUUAGAAAUGAAUGAUGCAUAAAUCAAUUAGAAUUAAAGCUCAUAAUAAUUAUAGGCAUUAUUUGCCAAAGCAAGAGAAAUUACUUAAAGUAAAUCAAAACCACCAAUAAUUAAGCAAUAAGUCCAAUCAAUUUAAACACAAUCUAUUAAUCAAUUAAAAGAACUAUUUAAUGAUAAUUUAUAUUGUAGAAACACAUUUCAUUUUCAUUUUGUGGUUGGUAUAGGCGGUUUUGGUAAAGUGUGGAAAGUUGAGCACAAAAAAACUGGACAAAUAUACGCAAUGAAAGAGAUGUCAAAGGCAUUAAUUAUCACAAAAAAAAGUGUAAAUUCAGUUAUGAAUGAGAGAAAACUCUUGAGUGAAUUGAAACAUCCCUUCUUAGUUAAUAUGAAUUACGCUUAUCAAGACAGAGAAACACUUUAUUUAAUAAUGGAUUAUAUGUCUGGAGGUGACCUAAGAUAUCACAUUGGAAAAAUGAGAAGAUUUAAUGAAGAGUAGACUAGGUUCUUUGUGGCCUGCAUAUUCUUGAGUCUCGAAUAUGUGCAUGCAAAUAACAUUAUCCAUAGAGAUAUCAAACCAGAAAAUUUAGUUUUAGACAAUAAAGGAUAUGUUCAUUUGACUGAUUUUGGUAUUGCCAGAAUUAUGAAACCAGAGAAUUCAAAUGAUACAAGUGGCACACCAGGAUAUAUGGGUACAAAUCCAACUAAUAUUUUAGCUCCUGAGGUGAUGUACAGGUAAAAUCAUACAUUUGCCGUUGAUUUUUAUGCUUUGGGAGUUAUUGCUUAUGAAUUUAUGUUAGGAAGAAGACCAUAUGUAGGAAGAUCUAGAUAGGAAAUCAGAGAUUCAAUUAUGGCUAAAUAAGUUUAAAUUAAGAAAUCUGAUAUACCAGAGAACUGGUCAUUAGAGGGUGCUGAUUUUAUAAAUAGACUACUCUAAAGAAAACCUGAAAAAAGAUUAGGCUUUAAUGGUAGUUAAGAAAUCAAAUAACACUCAUGGUUUAAGAAUUUUCCUUGGUAAAAUUUAGAGAAUUUUGAAUUAGUUCCCCCCUUCCAACCAAAUAGGACUGAAGACAAUUUUGAUUAAAAAUAAAUAUUAAUUGAAGACGAAGAGAAUAACGAAUUGAUCUAACAGAAUCUUCUGGUUUUAAAAGAUCCUUCCUCUGUAGAAUUAUUUUAGGGUUAUGAAUUUAAUGCUAAUCAGAGUAUUAAUAAAAAUUCAUCAACCACUGAUUAAUCGUCAAGUUCAUCAUCUAAGCAUAGUCGAAAUUUCAGCUAAAAUAUUGAAAAAUAAUAAUUCUUUGAGCAUGCUCAUAAAUGA